Molecule: messenger RNA, 1324 nt
Organism: Apus apus (common swift)
Lineage: Eukaryota; Metazoa; Chordata; Aves; Apodiformes; Apodidae
Gene: RPL4
Product: ribosomal protein L4
Exons: 10
Coding region: 75-1241 (388 amino acids)
Biological process (GO): translation
Cellular component (GO): cytosolic large ribosomal subunit; ribosome
Molecular function (GO): RNA binding; structural constituent of ribosome
Source: RefSeq, a predicted model, not a curated record
GGCAGUGACAAGUCCUUCCUUUUCCGGUCGGGCAGCGGCGGAGACGGGCGGGAGCACGCGCGCUCGGCGCCGCCAUGGCUUGUGCUCGGCCGUUGAUCUCUGUCUACUCCGAGAAGGGGGAAGCAUCAGGCAAGAAUGUCACCCUGCCCGCCGUGUUCAAGGCUCCCAUCCGGCCCGACGUGGUGAACUUCGUGCACACCAACCUGCGCAAGAACAACCGGCAGCCCUACGCGGUCAGCGAGCUGGCAGGUCACCAGACCAGUGCUGAGUCCUGGGGUACUGGGAGAGCAGUCGCUCGUAUUCCCCGAGUGCGAGGGGGGGGAACUCACCGCUCCGGCCAGGGUGCCUUUGGAAACAUGUGUCGUGGGGGCCGCAUGUUUGCCCCCACCAAGACCUGGCGGCGCUGGCACCGGAGGGUGAACAUCGCGCAGAAGCGUUACGCCAUCUGCUCCGCGCUGGCUGCCUCUGCCCUUCCCGCGCUGGUCAUGUCCAAAGGCCACCGCAUCGAGGAGAUCCCAGAACUUCCUCUGGUUGUUGAGGACAAAGUUGAGAGUUACAAGAAAACCAAGGAAGCUGUUCUGCUUCUUAAGAAGCUGAAAGCUUGGAAUGACAUCAAAAAGGUUUAUGCCUCCCAGCGGAUGCGGGCGGGAAAGGGUAAAAUGAGGAAUCGCCGUCGCAUCCAGCGCCGGGGACCCUGCAUCAUCUACAACGAGGACAACGGCAUCAUCCGAGCUUUCCGGAAUAUCCCAGGAAUUACUCUUCUCGAUGUGAACAAGCUGAACCUGCUGAGACUUGCUCCUGGUGGCCACGUCGGGCGUUUCUGCAUUUGGACGGAAAGCGCCUUCCGCAAGCUGGACGACCUGUACGGCACCUGGCGCAAACCUGCCACGCUCAAGAGUGACUACAACCUGCCGAUGCACAAGAUGACCAACACGGACAUUGGGAGAAUCAUGAGGAGCCAGGAAAUCCAGAAGGCACUGCGUGCUCCUAAGAAGAAGAUUCGCCGUAGAGUCCUGAAGAAGAAUCCACUGAAGAAUCUGAGAAUCAUGAUCAAGCUGAACCCCUACGCCAAAACGAUGCGUCGCAACACCAUCCUGCGCCACGCGCAGAACCAUAAACUUAAGGAAGAGAGGAGAGAAAAGGCCAAGGCCAAGCUCGCUGCCAAGGUCCCAGCUGAGCCCAAGGCAGAGCCUGCAGCCAAGAAAGCCAAGACUGCAGCCAAGGCCAAGGCUGAAGCGUAAACCCGGUGCAGAACUUGAUCCUCUGGAGAGCCCGAGCCUGCGCUGUGGGUUUUCAGCCAAUAAAGUCUGUUGGAACAGAGAAA